UAAAUAUCUUAAUUUAAUAAUGUCAUUUUUUAAACAAACGUUUUUUAUAUAAAAUAAACGUGAGAUGCGCUAAGACGAACACCGGGGCAAGAAGAACACUCUAUGGAAUUAUCAGAGUUCGUUUUGCCUCGAGCAAAAUAAACUAUGUUCUUACCCCCAUCUCACCUUAUGUGUACGGUCCUCGCGUUUCAGAACUACAUCUAUACUUUAACAUAAGAGGUAAAUAGUGUAAAUACCAUAAACCAUCUAAAAUAGCUUCCCAUUAAAUGGGGAAAAUGCCUUGCAAUAGGUUUUCAAGUCCCGUCACGAAAAAAAGUACUAAAUCAGGGAGAGCUGUACAUUUAUUGCAUUUUUAUGUUGUUAAGUACAGGUAAUUCGUUAAAUAGCGGUUUUACGAUUCUCGUUUGUUUCAUCAUUUCCACUUUUCACAAAACUUUCUUGGCGCGCAUUUUAGACAGUGUAGUAUUACAAAGAGUUUUGUGUAGAAAAAUCGAAGUGAGGUAGAGUUGUAUGACUAAUUAAUUUAAAAAUCCGUUAUGUAGUUUAAUUAAAAGCAAUAUUUUGUAGUUUUACAUACAUACGUAAUAGUGACGAAUAUAAUAAUUACGCCUAACCCAGACAUGUUUAUCGUGUGUGAAAGGUUACUUCGACUUAUCAUACUAACUAGUAAAUAGUUCUAAUGCUAUUAUCAUCUACGAUUAUAUUAUUUGGUUCAAUUAGGACAUCGGGUACGCGCGCACUCAAAAUAAUAAUAUUAUUUGAAUUGGAAAUUCUAAUAAACUACAAAAAGUCAACCUGGAAAACAUAUUUGAGUAUGUACCUGGAAAAAAUGGCAGAAGAAAAUUACAUACGACAUCGCUCACGAGAAUCGAAACCAAAUGGAAUUAUCGAACAUCAGUACGAAAACAUACAGGAUCCGGAGUUCAAGCACAGAGAAUCUCCCCUAACAUUUCUUAUAAAGACUUCUCCUCAUAUAAGAGCUAUAUAUCACAUUUUUGUUGUGAUACUUUUGGUGCUGUUAUUUGACACAGCCAUCUACGACCUCGUGGAACGUGGCAAGAUAAAUAUAGGGACAAGUACAGUGAAAUACGGUUUUGGUGACAUCGGCCGCGGUGCUAAACUCUGGCUCUUCGAGUUUUCUAUCGCUCUGUCCUUCUACCCGGGACUACUGCUCUAUACUGCCGGAGCAAGAUUAUUCAAAAAUCAUACUGGUCUUCGGUGGUUAUGGAAGACGACAGCCAUCGCGGGGCUGACGUCGCUCCAGGGAAGUCUCGUCGCCGUGCCCGUGUGGGACCUGGCCCGGAAACAUCUGGCCCUCGCCUCCGGGGUCACCGUUACCUGCGAAAUGUUCCGUUUCGCAAUGAAAAUCCAUGCGGUAGCGAUAGCCUGCGCGCCUCGCUGGCGCGACGGUAGCGCGCCCCUUCCGACGUUCAGGCAUUAUCUCUAUUAUCUGUUUGCGCCGACGCUUAUUUACCGGGAUCAAUACCUGAGAACGAAGAGGAUCCGGUGGGGCUCAGUGAUAUUCAACUUCUUGGAAGUGGCAGCAAUCAUAUUCUACAAUAGCUUCCUGUGGGAGCGGUUCAUUCUGCCCUAUUGGUCUGAGUACGGAAAACAAAGUAAGGUGGAGGCAGGCACGGUAGUCCGUGGCAUGUUCGCGUGUGUGCUGCCCGGGGUGAUAUCAUUCUUGUGUGGAUUCUAUUGCCUUCUGCAUGCCUGGCUGAACGCCUUUGCAGAGAUGCUAAAAUUCGCAGACAGGCUGUUCUAUGAAGAGUGGUGGACAACAUCUCAAUUCUCCAAGUUCUACCGCGCUUGGAACCGCGUAGUGCACUCAUGGCUGCGCGAUCACAUCUAUAAGCCGCUGAUCCCGUUUACUGGUCGCGCUGGGGCUGUCUUCGCCGUGUUCUUCGUAUCGGCUACUGCGCAUGAAGUGAUCCUAGCGCUGUCGUUCGGGUUCUUUUACCCUGUACUGAUGAUGCAGUUCGGGGUUUUCGGCCUCCUGCUGGUCCCCGUCACGGCCGCCAGCGGCCGCCGGUAUCCUAGCGCCUUGAACCUGUUUAUGUGGCUGGCUUUUUUCUUCGGGAAUGGUAUUCUCUGGAGCCUGUACCCGAUGGAAUACUUCGCUCGCAAAAAUUGCCCGCCCUCAGAAAAUGACAGCUUCUUCAUUCCCAAAUCGUGGACGUGCCCUGAAAUUGUUCUCAAAGCCAAUUGGACAUUUCAAAAUCCUUUCUAAACCAUUUACAAUCCGUCUAAGUUAUUUCUGCACUACCUGACUGACUUAGGCUGAAAAAAAGGGUGGGAGUACCACUAUAGACGUCAUACAUUGACAUAUAUCUAAUGACGGGCCUUACGGGCAAUAAGAAUGGGGCCAGUAGAGUGGUGUCGCGUACUCGAAUUCAAGCAAAUCGUGCAGUAUAACGCCACAACACCAUUAGUUGAUAAGUUCGCAUAACGCGCGCGAUUGAUUGCAACUACCUAGUUGCGUUAGACUGCAUGAUUGGCUCGAAUUUAGAGUAGACACCGCUGUGUGUGAUAUAUGUCAAUGACGUCAUAUUUUCAUAAAAGUUUUUGGACGCGUGUGCCACUAUUUGUCAUUGAAAAGAUUGUGCAACGUUAGCUUGGCUGGUCUGAUUUUAUAGAACUUAGAAAGUAGUUUAAAUUUGACCAGUAACUGAAUACUUAAGUACCGACAUUCUAAUAGUAGGUAUCUAAAUUGUUGAUUAUUUUGUAAGAUUUCACAGAUGUGAAUAACAUAUCAGUCAUAGAUUAAGAUAAGAUUCAUAAUGUUCGAAUAGGCUUCCUAAGGUUUAUAGAUAAAUUGUAAAUUGUUACUCAAGUUAUGUUGUUAAGAAAUUAAUGUAAGAUAAUAAUUUAAAUAAAUUAUGUAUGUAUGUUAUGUGUUAUGUA
This is a messenger RNA of Cydia pomonella (codling moth), 2904 nucleotides long. RefSeq names its product sterol O-acyltransferase 1-like. Gene Ontology annotation, cellular component: endoplasmic reticulum membrane. The transcript has 10 exons. The record is from RefSeq and is a predicted model, not a curated record. Lineage: Eukaryota; Metazoa; Arthropoda; Insecta; Lepidoptera; Tortricidae. Gene Ontology annotation, biological process: cholesterol metabolic process. The coding region runs from base 680 to 2230 and encodes 516 amino acids.